Molecule: messenger RNA, 1772 nt
Organism: Pelagomonas calceolata
Lineage: Eukaryota; Pelagophyceae; Pelagomonadales; Pelagomonadaceae
Source: the annotation of a GenBank genome assembly
UUGCAGUCGCGCGAGUGCUCCGCGCUUGAGCCAGAGAUCUGCAAAAAGAUCGCAGGAGCGCUGUCACAAGAGACGUAUACGUCGCUGUUGCAACGCGCAGCACCUCGAGCCAUCGCUGCGACGCAGAGCGAGGUCGUCACGUGACAGCCAGCCAUCUGCAGCAGCUCCUCUGCGGCACGCGUGCCAGCAGUACUCUUUCAAGAACACGAGCAGUACGUACUAAACAUCCAAGAGCAAAUGUCGACAGCGACCGAGCAGUCCCCCAUUAAUUUUACGCCCGACGAGGGCGACGGGACCAUGGCGCCAGCGUACGCCGUCGUCUUCUGUCUGAAUUGUCGAGGCCCGUGUGGAAGUCCAUCGAGCAGAUGCAGUUACGGGGACAGCGUCGCGCGGGUUGCCUGAAAUUUGAUUUCCACACAGAUAUGAUGGGUUCCGGCUAUCUCACACUCCCAAGAGCCUUCGCAGACGCCGGUUUGGUCUGGGGCUUGUCCAUCUUAGUCGCGGUCUCGAUCGGCGCGACGGCCGCGGCCGAGUGCUUGCUGGACUGCAUGGCGCGCGCGGGCUGGAUCGCGGCCGCGCGAGCGCUGCCCGAGAGCGGCGGGUCCUUUUGUAGAGUGCCCCUCGACGCGCCGUCGCCGCCCGUGACGCGUCUACAAAGGGAGGCGCCACGGCCCGUCCAACUCCCGGACCUCUGCGCUUUGUAUCUCGGAGAUACGGGCUACGCGGCCUACGUGACGUUAAUCUCGGGCUACAUGCUCGGGAGUCUGUGGUGCUACGCGGCCAUCUUCGCGGCGGCCUUGGAGGCGAACCUCGCGCCGAGCGGCCACGUCCUCUACGUCGGCCUGUUCGCCGUCUUCGUCGUGCCCCUCUCCCUGAAGGACCUCGCGGACCAGAAGGCCGUGCAAACCUUACUCGCGUUCGGCCGCGUCGUCAUGCUGGCCGUCAUGCUCGUCACCGCGUUGACGUACCUCUGGUCCAUGGGCCCGAUCGCGCCGAUGCCCAAGCGGACGGGCCCCUUCGACGGCGUCGCCGCGUUAGCGCCGGUCGUCACCUUCUCCCUGGUGCUGCACCACAGCGUGCCGCAGAUCGUCGCUCCUGUCAAAGUACGAAGCGAGUUCGACAAGAACGUGCUUUUCCGAAGGGCCUUCGUCGGCGCCUGCCUGCUCUACGCUCUCUUCGCCGCGCCGGUGGCCUACUUAUUCGGGGAGAAGACGCAGUCGGCGGCGAAUCUGGGCUGGGCCACGUACCACCACGUCCACGACGCGUCCGACCCGAGAGACGCGCUGAAGACGCGCCUCAUCGCGUGGCUGGCCCAAUUCGUCGUCCUCUACCCGGCCGUCAACGUCCUCGCCACGUAUCCUUUGAAUGUGAUCACGUUCGGCGACGCGUUACUGGCGGCGCACCGCCGCUUCCAGGCGAACGGCGAGGUCUCGGCGACGCCGCCGUCUCGGACCUCCGUCCGGAUCGCCCGAUUGGUGGCCGCCGUGCCGCCGCUCAUCGGCGCGUGCAUUCAACCGGACAUUUCGUCCGUCACGAACGUCACGGGCUGCUUCGGGCUGUUCCUGUGCGCGGUCGUGCCCGGCGUGCUGAGCCUGGCGGCGCGGCGACUGGCGCCGGGGCCGACGGAGCACGCGUCGCCGUUGAACGGAAAGGCCGCCGCGGUGGCACUGGUCCUCGUGGGCCUCGUGCUGACGGCCGGGUCGCUGGCCGCGGCGCUCUGAAUCGAAUGUGCAAAUCGAAACUGUGCAAAUCGUCGUUAACUUUAUGAAGUC